CGCUGAUGUCUGGAAAGUCAUUAGAUUUGCCAAUUACUCGUCGCAGUACCGUGUUGUGUGCUUAUCGGGUUGCGGCAGCCAAAAUUACCCGUGAAGGUAGGACCUACGGUCAGGGUUAGCAUGCUGGAAUUUGCUCGUAUAAAUCUUAUAUAGCUGGGUAGCCGUUGUUCAAACUCCGCUUUUUGAUUACUCGAACAGCUUAGCACGACCAUCGACCCGUGACAUGGCAACCGCAUUCUUGGGUUCUGAGGUUCUAUUACUUUCCCGACCAUAAUUCGCAGCUAACAGCAAUCAGUGGAUACGAGGCGUGACUACAGCACUGGUAUAGCAGCAACGCAGAAUACCACAUAGCUACAGAUCGGCAAGUCAGAUACUUAGCAACCCGUGCGAACAAACUCAGGACGCCUGUACCAUCGGUCUCGUCUGCCGGUUCUUCAGACAAAGUCACCAGUGAGAGAGAUAAGCUCUCGUAUGCAGUACGCGCAGAAUGUAUUGCAUGCCUGGAGAUACUGCCCCGGAUGUUCUUUCCCGAGGGAUGUAUCACAUCAUCCUGUAAACACAUAGUCGAGGACAAGAUCUGUACUCAGUGCCUGGCGCAUCACUUACGCGUGCAGGUGGAUGGAUCGAACAAGUAUACAUGUCCGAUAUGCCGCGCCGCGUAUGCCAGAGUGUGAAAUUCAGAAAUGGGCAUCCCCAGAGACCCUCCGGCGCAUGGACGACCUUCGGGUGCGGCAAAUGCUCCAAUCAGAUCCCAACUUUGUCUUUUGUUCGAAUGCGGAAUGUGAUGCAGGCCAGGUGCAUACUUCUGGCACAGAAUCCCCUAUCAUGACCUGCGCUAAUUGCGGAGCUCGGACAUGCUCUAAGCAUCGAAUGCGAUGGCAUGAGGACCUCUCCUGCGAUGAAUUUGACCACCCAGAGGCCGCCGACGAACGCGACAGACAGGGUGCGCCCGAGUUGGAAGCGAUCAGGCAAAAGGAGGAGGUCAUUCUACAACAAAUACAGGCAGACGAACAUCUUGCACGGGCAAUUAGAGCAAUGGAAGAGGGGAGAGAAGUUGAGCAACGGGACAUACGGCAGGAAAGGGGCAAACCGCACAGGGAAAAGGAAGGGGCUUCAGAACAUGCAAGAAGAGAAGCUCGAGCCGAGCAAAUAAAACGACGGAAAGAAGAGCGUCAGGGGGCAGCAGAGGUCCGCCGGUCAAGCAAGCCAUGCCCUGGCGCAGGAUGUCUUUACCGCGUAGAUAGGAUAAGUGGCUGCAAGCAUAUGACUUGUCCUCUCGGUGUGGACAGAAGAAAGGACAUUUAAACCAACCAUGCGACUAGAAGCUUUCCAAAGUUAUUGACGAACUUAGCAGUGAUUUUUUACUGCUGAGGUCUGGGGGAUUCAUGGAGGACUUGACUCUGCACUGUUUUUGUAUAUUCGAGACGCAUUUCUCUGAAUACCAGCGUCGUAACACGCUGAACCAGGCCCUUGAGUCAUGAGACGCUUUCAACAGUGCUCCAAUUUGCCUUCUGAGCAUCAUCCAAUC
Messenger RNA from Aspergillus calidoustus, 1528 nucleotides. The record is from the annotation of a GenBank genome assembly. NCBI's taxonomy places the organism in Eukaryota, Fungi, Ascomycota, Eurotiomycetes, Eurotiales, Aspergillaceae.